Messenger RNA from Vigna unguiculata (cowpea), 1005 nucleotides. Its product is annotated as transcription initiation factor IIB-2 pseudogene. NCBI's taxonomy places the organism in Eukaryota, Viridiplantae, Streptophyta, Magnoliopsida, Fabales, Fabaceae. The record is from RefSeq and is a predicted model, not a curated record.
AUGGCAGAUGACGAGUAUUGCAGUGACUGCAAAACUUACACUCCAUCAGUGUAUGAUCGCAGAGCUGGGGACACAAUCUGCUCCGAAUGUGGCUUGGUUCUUGAGUCCCGAUCGGUGGACCAAACACCACCAUCCACAUUCUUUCACCGUAAACUUGAAGAUGAGGAUAAUGAUGAAUAUGUUGAUGUUGAUGAUAAUGAUAAACAUUACAGAACCAGGUUUCAUGCGAAAGAUCUUUUAGCUUGUGGAGCACGCCUUGGUACUUAUAUUGCACGCCACCCCAGCUCCAAUGUUGAGAACAAAAAUAUAGUGAAAGCUAGUGACAACUAUUGGAGAAUGACGAAGGACAAAAGAGAGUGCAACAUCGUGGCUGGUCUGAAAACCAUGGAAGAUAUGGCCAGUAGCUUAGGCUUGGUUUGCACCAUAACAGACCAUGCUAAGGAACUGUACAUUAGGGCAAAAGGUGGAAAGAUAUUUUGGAGUGGGUGUGGGAGAGAUCCAAAGGCCUCUGUGGUGUCAUGUUUGUAUUUAGCAUGUCAAGAAGAGGGUUCAGCAAGAACCCUACGUGAAUUUUAUCCUGUUGCAGGUGGAGUUAGUGUGAAGGAGAUUCACAGGACUAUAGAGAUGUUUAAGAACCAUUACGAGAUUUUAAGUAAUGAUGAUUCGGCUACACGUGCCAAUAACGUAGCUAAACGUUUCUGCUGCUAUCUUAACCUUGAUAAUCACGUUAUGAAUGCGGUAAAGGAAGUGCUUCAGAAAUUGCAGCAGUUUGAUGUGAGGAGAAAGCCUGCUUCCAUUUUAGCAGCAACUAUUUAUAUGGUUACUCAGCUCUCAGAUAAUAAAUUGAACUUUCGAGGGUUAGAUGUGGAAGAAGUUGCUAAAGCUUGCACAGUGAGUGUUAGCACAUUGAAGAAGGCGUACGCAGAUCUUCAUCCCCUUGCUUCAUAUGUGAUUCCUAUUUGGUACGCCAGUGCUCAGGACAUAAAGCGACUUCGCACUCCUUGA